Molecule: messenger RNA, 992 nt
Organism: Anastrepha obliqua
Lineage: Eukaryota; Metazoa; Arthropoda; Insecta; Diptera; Tephritidae
Product: peritrophin-44-like
Exons: 5
Coding region: 1-948 (315 amino acids)
Cellular component (GO): extracellular region
Molecular function (GO): chitin binding
Source: RefSeq, a predicted model, not a curated record
AUGGCAGAUAAAAGAAACGAUGAUGAUGAUGAUUGGUCCUACUAUAUCAAAUUCUGGGAGGAAAUCAAAGGUGCUGCUAAUUCUGCUGCUGCUACUGCUGCUGCUGCUGGUCGCUUUCACAAACUGAAUGCAUUUGUUCUGAACCGUUUCUACGCCAUCGGUUUCGUGGCUUUCGCCACCAUCAUCGUCACCACCAGAGCAUCGUCAGUUAAUAUUUGUGAAGGUGUGGCCGAUAACAUCUUUGUCACGGACAUUUCGAACUGCUCCAAUUAUUUUCUCUGCGUCAAGGGCCAACCGAUCUCACAGCAAUGUCGGGACAAUUUGUACUUCAAUGCAGCUACACAAUCGUGUGUGGCAUCUAAAUCUGCCUGCUUGUCGUGUGACAAAAAUGUAUUGACGACGAUAGCAUUGAGCAAGACUUGCAACAAAUAUGUGCUCUGUUUCGCCGGUACUCCGCUAUUACAACAAUGCGCCGAUACUCUGCAUUUCAAUCCUAACUUGGGCGCCUGCGAUUUGGCGAAGAAUGUCGAUUGUGUUGCGAACUACUGCUCCAUUUACCAAAGCCGAGAUAAUAUUGUCUACGUACGCAGCCAGGCGGCGUGCGCAAAAUACUUCAUUUGUAUGAAUGGCGAGCCACAAAAUAAAACUUGCGUCAAUGGCUUGUACUUCAACACCGAUUGCAAUUGCUGCGAUUUACCUGCCAAGGCCAAUUGCACCAUAUCGAGCACCAAAUCACGCACGAUUCAAAUGGCUGCUAUGCUCGCUCCUCGCAUGGUUGACAUUAAAUGUCCUGCUGACGGCAUUCACUUUAUCGCCCAUCGUAACGCCAACCAGUACUUCAUGUGCGUAAAUGGUAAGGGUGCUCUCAUGAGUUGCGCAGCUAGUCUGUACUUUGACAAAGAACGUGGCGUUUGCCGCCGUCAAGAAGACAUCCUCCGGAAGCAUUAGUUUUCUUGUCUUUUAAUAAAUCUAAUUGGUUACGUACAUGCAUA